This is a messenger RNA of Eurypyga helias (sunbittern), 394 nucleotides long. RefSeq names its product family with sequence similarity 104, member A (gene VCF1). The annotation marks the transcript as partial. The record is from RefSeq and is a predicted model, not a curated record. The transcript is spliced from 3 exons. Lineage: Eukaryota; Metazoa; Chordata; Aves; Eurypygiformes; Eurypygidae.
GAAGAGGAGACGGAAUGGCAACGAAGAUGACUGCCACAUGCCACAGACAAAACGUAGCACCAGGACUACAGUCGUUCAGGAUUCCUGGGACACUGAGAAGGUGGCUGUAAAGAAAAACAGUAAGGAACCCAGACUAAAAGGAAACAGAGUGUCCUGUGCGUCCUCUAGCAGUGAUAGCGGCAGCAGCAGCAGCACCUGUAGCAUCAACAGCCCUGACCGAGCGUGCGGUGCGGAAAUCAACCUCAACCCCGGCAUCGCAGGAUCCAGCCCCGUCUACUCUGUGUCCUUCCACGAGCCAUCUGCCCUAAGCCAAGGUCCAUACUUCUAUAUCAAUCAGAUCCUGAAGGAAGCGCACUUCCAUAGCUUACAGAGCCGGGGCCGCCUCCCAACAUGA